GGGGGCAGGAGCGGGAGGUCACAACCCUCGCGGUGGCUGGUGGCACGCCCGCGGCGCUGUGUCGACCGAGCCGCUAGAGGUGCAGUGGUCGCGCAGCUGAGCGGCGCGGAGGGGGGUAGUGGAGCCUACCUUUUUUUUCUGCGCUCUUUGUUCAGGCGCAUCUUGUCGUGUUGCGGCGGACAGCGGCGCAAGCGCAGCGCGGGCUGGGGACGUCCCCUGUGCUAUCGUUCAACCUUUGCGAUAAAGUGCCCAGGCGCGCGGCAGGGGUAGAGGCGGCUCCGGAUAUCGGUUUCCUCUUGUCUGUUGUGUUCUUCGCUCUCCACCCAUACUCACUCUGCGAGCGUCGUCUCUCCGGCAGAGCGUGCGUUCGCCCCCUUCCUCUCUCUCCUCUCUCCUUUCUGUUGCCAGAGCGAGCGAGGGAGUUAGAUUAGCAAUGGCGUUGCCUGGGCAGCAGGUUCCUGAGAACUGUCCGAGCUUCAAGCUGAUCAUCGUUGGUGAUGGGGGUACCGGGAAGACCACGUUCGUGAAGAGGCACCUGACGGGGGAGUUCGAGAAGAGGUAUGAGCCGACGAUUGGCGUGGAGGUGCAUCCUCUGGAUUUCUUCACGAAUCGCGGCCAGAUUCGUUUCUAUUGCUGGGACACUGCUGGACAGGAGAAGUUUGGCGGGCUGCGCGAUGGCUACUAUAUCCAUGGCAACUGCGCUAUCAUCAUGUUCGAUGUCACUUCGAGAUUGACAUACAAGAACGUGCCGACAUGGCAUCGUGACCUGUGCCGUGUGUGCGAGAACAUCCCGAUCGUGUUGUGUGGAAACAAGGUUGAUGUCAAGAACAGGCAGGUGAAAGCCAAGCAGGUCACUUUCCACAGGAAGAAGAACCUGCAGUACUACGAGAUUUCUGCCAAGAGCAACUACAACUUUGAAAAGCCUUUUCUGUACCUCGCCCGUAAGUUGACCGGUGACCCCAAUCUCCACUUUGUGGAAUCCCCGGCGCUUGCGCCCCCGGAGGUCACAAUCGACAUCGAGCAGCAGAACAAGUACGAGGCGGAAAUUGCUGCCGCCGCCGCACAGCCCCUGCCCGAUGAUGAGGAUGAGCUAUUGGACAGCUAGAUUAGGUUUACCUCUUUCUCCUUUUGUUCUUCAGUGUUAUUGUUUCUCCUCCUCUGUCCUUUUCGCCUAAUUGGGCUUUGAUUCCUUUCCUUUCUCCAUGAGUUAGGUUUGUCUUUGUCAAGUUGUCCUUUGUCUUUUGUAUUCUCUUCUACACUGUUAUGUACCCGACCCGUUUUCUUGUUCCACUCUUCUCUUGAUCUUCGUCGUUUGUCUCUUUCCUCAGACUUCGAUCCGGGUCUCUCGAGGGCGCGAUCGCGACCAGACCUGAAGAGGAAGCGGAUCCAGCACGAUGUGUGGGGACAUGGGUCAGUGGGCUUGGCCGAGGCGAAUGUGGUCGAGGUGGUAAUGGGGGGAAGAGGCGGUCGUCCUUUCUUUGCCAUGUGCGGGCUUCUAUCGAAGUGAUGAAUGCCGCCCCGCUGUUAAGGGUUCUCUUGGAGACUUCUCGCUGAGGUCAGGUGUUUUAAGGUGCCUCAUGGGGUGUGUUCUGUGAGACCCCUGGCUGAUGUCAGGUGCUUUAUUUUCUCUCAUCAGAGGAUGGGCGAUGUGGUGGUCCCGGUUUAUUUCCUACGUCGGCGCGUAGAAGCGAGAAGAAGCAGAGAUUGAGCAUCUACCAAUGAUCGCCCUGGCUUUCGACGUGAUCUUUGCUGUCUGAAUGCGUUUUGUUUUUGUCGUUCGGACCUAGUAGGUUAGGUUUCCUAUCAGUAACCGUUGUUGUUGAUUCAGCUUUCUUUGAACUCAUGUUGACAACAACAAGAAGUGCGACGAGCUCCGAACAGGUGUAAGAUUGGAGUUGUGUCUUUUGGAACUCGAAAAGUUUUGGAAAUCUCUGGACAAGUCCAGCUCUGUGCUGUUAUGUCGUUGAACGGUUGAUGAGGUGUUUGUGUGGGGUGAAUCUUUUGAGGAUGAUGACACGAUAUUGUCUCUGGGUUAUUGUUACUGCCGCGUUUUGUAAUUCUCGUUUUGCUGCUGGAUGUUCCUCUUCGUGUUGCGUCGACCCUUGGUAGUUUGCUGGAGAGUAGGGUCUGGAUACGGACUUGGGUCUUGGUUGGUCGUCGUUUCUCGUGUCAUGAGUGGAAGCGGCAGUCGCCUGUGCGAAGCAAGGGAUCUUAAUCGAGGGCUUCGACAUCCGAUGAGAAUCUCUUGUUGGAAGUUGGGAAGGAUUUUUCUGACUGAUUAACCACUCUAUUGGCCUGGUUUUUGUGAACCCAACCUCUUUGUUAAUCUCACUGAAGGAGUGAUCUUGUAGGACUCGGAUCUUCUUCAAUACGCAAGAUCUCUCUUCCCACGAUCCAGUCACGGGUGUCGUUGUGUUCACCUGUUCGUCUAUUGUCGGGUGUGUCAUCACACUAAUCAGUAAUCGUUAGGUCUUGGAUCUUGACAGGUGUGUUCUUUUUAUGUUUGGCCUGGCGUUCGUUGUGUAUACUAUGUGCACUAGCGCGUCAUCCUCAGUGUUCGUGAGCGCCGCUUUCUUGUUCGUCGGUUUGUCGUCAAUCGUCGCCGUUGAUAAUCUAUUGGUAUCCCUAAUCCUUAGUCUUCUAGGCAUGAUUCAAGUGGCUCUCUCGACGGAGAGACUUAAGUAACUUCCCGCGGGAAAGUGGUUCCCCCCGCUUUCGCCGCACGGAGAGACGAAAUGACUUUUUGGUAAGUGCUUCCCCACGCUUGGCCGCGAAGCUA
This is a messenger RNA of Chara braunii, 2779 nucleotides long. NCBI's taxonomy places the organism in Eukaryota, Viridiplantae, Streptophyta, Charophyceae, Charales, Characeae. The record is from the annotation of a GenBank genome assembly.